GCAGCCAGCCCAGCAGGGAGACGGCCGCUGUCUGGCGGCCAUGGCUAGCCCUGAGUUUUUAUCACUGGAGCAGAGCCUCGAGGAGAAUCUGCCCCCGGCUGACCUCAGCAAUGUCCGGCGAAUCCUGUUUGGGAGAGAGACCAGGAAGCUCGACCUGCCCCCCAGUGCCCUGGUGGCUGCCUCUCAGCGGGACUUUGAGCUGCUGGCCUUUGCCUUCGAGGCCUCCAAGGAGCAGCUGAGACCAGCCAGGCCGGUCCGCGUGGGGCUGGUACAGAACCGGAUCCGACUUCCUCCAGAUGCUCCAGUGUCUGAGCAGGUGGGCGCCCUGCACGGACGCAUUGUGGAGAUCCUGGAGGUGGCUGCCCAGUGCGGGGUGAACAUUGUCUGCUUCCAGGAGGCAUGGACCAUGCCCUUUGCUUUCUGCACGAGAGAGAAGCUGCCCUGGACAGAGUUUGCUGAGUCUGCAGAGGACGGCCCCACUACCAGGCUCUGCCAAAAGCUGGCUAAGACCCACAACAUGGUGGUAGUGUCACCCAUCCUGGAGCGCGACGAGGCUCACGGGGACGUCCUAUGGAACACCGCGGUGGUCAUUUCCAACUCCGGGGCCGUGCUGGGCAAGACCCGGAAGAACCACAUCCCCCGGGUGGGCGACUUCAAUGAGGCCACGUACUAUAUGGAAAGUACUUUGGGUCAUCCCGUGUUCCAGACAUCCUUUGGGAGGAUUGCUGUGAACAUUUGCUAUGGCCGCCAUCACCCCCUCAACUGGCUCAUGUACAGCCUGAAUGGGGCUGAAAUCAUCUUCAAUCCCUCGGCCACCAUUGGGGAGCUCAGUGAGGCCCUGUGGCCCAUUGAGGCGAGGAAUGCCGCCAUCGCUAACCAUUGCUUCACCUGCGCCAUCAAUCGAGUGGGCGUGGAGCACUUUCCCAGAGAGUUCACGUCUGGGGACGGAAAGCCAGGUAGGUACGCAGGUGCUGCAUGUGUCCCAGGUAUCGGGUGGGCCUCAGCGGGAUUGGGGGAGGGGCAGGCCCUUUGGGAGCAGGAGGGGGAGCGUGUGCUGCCCCAGGGGUGUCUGGGGAGGUCCCGGGAGCCCCCUCCUGUCCCCGCACUCGCUAGAACCAGCCCCAUGAGGUGCCCUGGCCUCCUCUGGGUUUCUGAAGCACACUGCGACUUCGGCUAUUUCUAUGGCUCGAGCUACGUGAGCGCCCCGGAUGGCCGCCGCACCCCAGGACUGUCCCGAACCAGAGAUGGACUGCUGGUGGCCCAGCUGGACCUAAACCUCUGCCGGCAGAUGGGUGACCUCUGGAACUUUAAGAUGACUGGGCGAUACGCGAUGUAUGCAGAGGAGCUGGCCAAGGCAUCCCAGCCAGACUACAGGCCCCAUGUCAUUAAGGAGUAGAAGCCCCAGCCUCAUGGCAGAACCGUGUCUCCAUCUUCGUCAUCUCCUUCCUUCCCUCCACACCUCGGCAGCCGGGAGGGUCCCAGGGCUGCCAGAAGCCCCUGCGGGGUAUGAGCAGCACAGGCCUGGGACCUGAUCCCAGGCUACAGAGGGCUGCCCCCUGCUGGGGGUCACAGCGAGGCCCGAGCCCAAAGGAGCCCAAUGUCCCCUGACCCCAGCCCAGUCCAGCCCAUCCCCAGGCUGAAACCCUGACUCCUGGCCUCCUGCUGGCCAGUGUGCAAAGGCUCUGGGAAAGCCUGGUUCUUGUAUACAGGAGGCACCUAAUAAACAUGCAGAAACAAAGGCA
Vombatus ursinus (common wombat) is the source of this 1742-nucleotide messenger RNA. RefSeq names its product beta-ureidopropionase 1 (gene UPB1). Gene Ontology annotation, molecular function: beta-ureidopropionase activity. The record is from RefSeq and is a predicted model, not a curated record. The transcript is spliced from 9 exons. Bases 41 to 1396 code for a protein of 451 amino acids. Lineage: Eukaryota; Metazoa; Chordata; Mammalia; Diprotodontia; Vombatidae.